Messenger RNA from Prinia subflava (tawny-flanked prinia), 472 nucleotides. It is a transcript of the gene PRLH, whose product is annotated as prolactin releasing hormone. Lineage: Eukaryota; Metazoa; Chordata; Aves; Passeriformes; Cisticolidae. The record is from RefSeq and is a predicted model, not a curated record. Gene Ontology annotation, molecular function: prolactin-releasing peptide receptor binding; neuropeptide hormone activity. The transcript is spliced from 3 exons. Gene Ontology annotation, biological process: G protein-coupled receptor signaling pathway; feeding behavior; response to peptide hormone. The coding region runs from base 154 to 438 and encodes 94 amino acids.
GUUCACACAGGCGCCACCGGGCUCAGCGGGACGGCACCGGGCUCAGCGGGACGGCACCGCGCACCUCCGCUCGCCUCGCCCCGUCACAUCAGAGUCUUCAGCAGGACUCAGGAGACUCCACAGCCAAGUCACUGUGGCCUGAAGGUGCUGGGGAUGAAGCUGGGGGUCGCCUGCCUGCUGUGGCUGCUGCUCGUCUGCCUCACCCUGCCCGCCACCCACGGCCGCCUCCUCGAGCGCUCCAUGGAGAUCAGGAGUACGGAGAACAGGAGCCCGGACAUCGACCCCUCGUGGUACACGGGCCGCGGGAUCCGGCCGGUGGGGCGCUUCGGGCGGCGACAGGCCCUGGGCGGGGGCACUCACCCCGGCGGGCCCGGGCAGCCGGGCUGCGCCGCCCCCCACCCACACCCCCACCCUCCCCGGCAGGAGCUGAGCCCCUGAACCGCAGCUGACAAUAAAAACCCUUCUCCUCUCA